AUCUACUUCUUAUGUGGAGUAAACAAAAGGGUUUCAGUGUAUGAAUCUCCAAGAGUUUGGAAACCCACGUGCUUUGCUAAUGGACGCCUUAGUCAGUGAAGAGUCCAUGCUCAUUGACGAGUUUGAGUAGAAUAUUGGUGAAUCAUGCUCUGAAAUUCCUUACUGUUGAUUCACACUCGAAAGCAGAAGAAGUUGUCUUGCAAAGAGAACCUUGACUAUGGGAGCAACAAGAUAGAUUGGUUAUUUCUCGACUAGUGUUUGAAAUAGAUCGCAUCCCACUUGAACUUGGAAGAGUUCGACCAGAACACACCUGCAAUUUCGACACCAUGGAAUCGGACGCAAGCAAGUGUAGAGACCACACCAUGCCCGGCGAUGGCGACUCUUUGAACUGGGCUUGCGCUGCAGAGGCAAUGAAAUGUUGUCAUCUUGACGAGGUGAAGAGUUACAUGAAAACGUAUUACAAAUCUGCCCAAAUUGUCGUUGAGGGCAAGGAUUUAACCGUAGCGCAUGUUGCAGCCAUCGCCCGCCGACCCGAGGUCCUCUUCAAGAUGAACUCCAAGGUUGCGAAGAGCAAAGUGGACGAAUGCUGUGACUGGCUGGACCGAAAGAUAGAAGAGGGAAGAAGCAUCCCUGGUGUGACCACCGGUUUCGGUGCAGCCUCUGCUCAGCGUACCAAUCAAACCAGGGAGCUUCAAGAGGAACUAAUAAGGUUCUUGAAUGCGGGAGUAAUUGAAGAGGGCAACAAGCUCGCAGUGAGCACGACGCGGGCGGCCAUCCUUGUUCGCAUCAACACCCUCAUGCAGGGGUACUCUGGCAUUCGAUGGGAGACUCUCGAAGCGAUGGGCAAGCUCCUCAAUUCCCAUGUCACUCCAGAGCUGCCGCUUCGCGGCACCAUCACAGCCUCCGGAGAUCUCAUGCCCUUGUCCUACAUCGCUGGUCUGCUCAUAGCGCGCCCCAACUCCAAGGCCGUGACGAAAGAGGAAAAGACAAUCUCUGCGGUGGAAGCUCUGAAGCUGGCAGGGAUUGACAAGCCACUGGAGUUAGAGCCCAAGGAGGGCUUGGCCCUGGUGAAUGGCACUACAGUAGGAUCUGCCUUGGCAUCCACCGUCUGCUUCGACGCCAACAUUCUUGUAGUUAUGGCAGAGGUGCUCUCUGCACUUUUCAGUGAAGUGAUGCUUGGAAAGUUAGAAUACACAGACCCUCUUACUCACAAGCUCAAGCAUCACCCAGGCCAAAUGGAGGCAGCAUCAAUAAUGAAAUGGGUUCUUGACGGGAGCUCAUACAUGAAGACGGCCGCCAAAUUUCACGCACCCGAUCCGUUGAAGAAGCCCAAACACGAUCGUUAUGCUCUUCGCACUUCACCCCAAUGGCUUGGCCCUCAGGUGGAAGUAAUUCGCAAUGCGACUCAUUCCAUUCAGAGGGAGAUAAAUUCCGUGAAUGACAAUCCGCUAAUUGAUAUGGCAGAAGAUAGAGCAAUCAGUGGGGGCAAUUUCCAGGGCACUCCAAUUGGGGUGUCCAUGGACAACCUGCGUCUCGCCAUCGCUGCCAUCGGCAAGCUAAUGUUUGCCCAGAACUCUGAGCUUGUCAACGAGUACUACAACGCCGGGCUCCCAUCUAACCUAAGCGGCGGACCGAACCCCAGCCUUGACUACGGUCUCAAGGGCGCUGAAAUCGCGAUGGCCUCGUAUCUCUCUGAGCUAAACCACUUAGCGAAUCCGGUCACCACCCAUGUCCAAAGUGCUGAGGGUCACAAUCAGGACGUGAACUCUCUUGGAUUCAUAUCCGCGCGCAAGACCGAGGAAGCGAUAGUGGUCCUGAAGCUUAUGAGCGCCACGUAUCUGCUUGGCCUUUGCCAGGCCAUUGAUCUUCGGCAUCUGGAAGAGACAUUGCAUGAAACCGUGAAAAAUAUUGUGAGACAAGUAGCAAGGAAGAACUUGCUCGAUUAUCCGGCUAGCGUCCCUCAGCUCCUUGAAACCGAUCUGCUACGAGUUGUAGAGCAUCAGCCUGUCUUCACCUACAUCGACAAUCCUUCCAGCCAAGCCUACCCUCUCAUGGAAAAGCUUCGAUUGAUGUUACUUCACCAUGCGCUACCAAACUCCGAAAGUGAUGACUCAGUAGGGACAUCUCUGUUUCGAAAGAUAGCCUGCUUCGAAAAAGAGCUGACAACAAGGUUGACGUCGGAGGUUCCGCUUGCUCGAGAAGCUUAUUACAUGGGCGAAAGCAACGUUCAAAAUAGGAUCGAGGAGUGCAGAACAUACCCACUCUACCGUUUCGUCCGCUCUGAUCUUGACACCCAAUUACUCUCUGGACACAGAACGGUAACUCCUGGCGAAGACAUUGCAAAAGUGUACAGGGCCAUUUGUAGCGGUAAACAUGUAGAUCCUCUGCUCCAGUGUUUAGACGGAUGGACCUCUUCCCCUACCUCUCGUAUUAAAUAGUCCGGCAUGCCUAGGUGAAUUUUCAAUCUUGACAGUGGCAUGGAAGAAAGUCCGGAAAAAUAUAGUAUUCAUGAAUGAGCUGUGUGCGAUGCACAGAACCAGACUUCAUAACCAAUCACCAUGACCAGAAUUAAAAGGAGUGAUGAAAUAUCUGAAUAGAUUUCCAUCAGGAUUAAGCCUAGGCACUGUACAAACUCAGCGUGUUGGAGAUAUCCAUGAUUGAUUUGAAUGUUGAAGGUCACGUUGACAA
Molecule: messenger RNA, 2688 nt
Organism: Physcomitrium patens
Lineage: Eukaryota; Viridiplantae; Streptophyta; Bryopsida; Funariales; Funariaceae
Product: phenylalanine ammonia-lyase
Biological process (GO): L-phenylalanine catabolic process
Cellular component (GO): cytoplasm
Molecular function (GO): ammonia-lyase activity
Source: RefSeq, a predicted model, not a curated record